Messenger RNA from Mya arenaria, 1372 nucleotides. Its product is annotated as deoxyhypusine hydroxylase-like. Bases 105 to 1040 code for a protein of 311 amino acids. Gene Ontology annotation, biological process: peptidyl-hypusine biosynthetic process. Gene Ontology annotation, molecular function: deoxyhypusine monooxygenase activity. Lineage: Eukaryota; Metazoa; Mollusca; Bivalvia; Myida; Myidae. The transcript has 5 exons. The record is from RefSeq and is a predicted model, not a curated record.
CAAGUUUCGGUUAAUCGCACACACCAGUCAACGUGAAAUUUUGUUAAGUUCUGUUAAAAAUAUUUCGUGUACAAUUGAUUAUUACCUAAUUUUGCAGUUUCAUUAUGACUUCUGUUGAUAAAGAAGAUAUUGGGAAAGUGUUGAAUGAUCAAUCGAGACCACUAAAAGAGCGAUUCAGGGCGUUGUUUACUCUGCGAAAUCUUGGAGGAAAAGACUCGAUUGACAUGAUUGCACAAUCAUUCCAAGAUGGUUCAGCUCUUUUGAAACACGAACUGGCAUACUGUCUUGGACAAAUGCAGGAUGAAUAUGCCAUACCAGUUCUAACCGGUGUCCUGGAAGAUAAAAAUCAAGAGGCCAUGGUUCGGCAUGAAGCAGGAGAAGCCCUUGGUGCUAUAGGAAGCAGUGAUGUCAUGCAUAUAUUAGAAAAGUAUUCUGCAGAUCCUGUCACAGAGGUAGCAGAAACCUGCCAGCUUGCAAUUGCAAGGUUAAAAUGGUUACAAAACUCACAAAAUGAGAAAGACAAUCUCUCUGAAAACCCAUACCUCUCAGUAGACCCAGCUCCACCAGAGACCAGGGAUAGCGACACACAGCAUCUGACCACAACACUCCUUGAUGAGAACCUGCCACUAUUUGAGAGAUAUCGAGCAUUGUUCUCCCUCAGAAAUAUGGGAACAACUGAAUCUGUAGUGGCACUUGCAAAAGGGCUGAAAUGCAAGAGUGCCUUAUUCCGGCAUGAGAUUGCCUAUGUGUUGGGACAAGUACAGCAUGAUGCUUGCAUUAAACAGCUUACAGAAAACCUCAAGGACCCUGAGGAGAACCCGAUGGUGCGACAUGAGUGUGCGGAGGCCUUAGGAUCAAUAGCUACAGACGAGUGUAUGAAGAUCCUGCACGAGUACCUCAAGGACAAGGAGAGGGUCGUCAAGGAGAGUUGUGAGGUCGCCCUCGAUAUGUGCGAAUAUGAGAAAAGCACUGACUUUCAGUAUGCUGAUACCAUGGCAAAACUUAAACAAGGGGAAAACCUAAUGACUGCAGGUGAUUGACAACUGCUGUGUUGUUUUUAGAUCGUAUAAUAUUGUAGUUAUAUCGUUAUGUGUUUUAUGGAUUUUAAUGAUGCAUUUAUGUGUUUGUUAUUGUUUGAUACUGUAACAUCCAAUGACACUUCCUUUUGUAAUGAAUGUGAACUCAUAAAGAUUAAAGAAACCUGCUAAAAAAAAGUCAAUAAAUAAAAUCAGAGACUCUUUUAGCCACAUACUUCAAGUCUUGUGUAUGAAAAUCUCGCAUUACUCUUUUAUGUGUUUACCUUCAAGUUAAAAAAUUCUACCUCUAAUUUAUCACAACCAUUAUUUCAUUGAGCUUGUUUACAUCAAUAAAA